Molecule: messenger RNA, 3468 nt
Organism: Symbiodinium necroappetens
Lineage: Eukaryota; Dinophyceae; Suessiales; Symbiodiniaceae
Source: the annotation of a GenBank genome assembly
AUGCCGCAACCACGAAGGCGCGAACUUGCAGUGGGCAAGACCAUAUCCAUCCGAAUCGAACUGGAUGAGGUUGUUGAAAUUUGGCGUGGUGGAGAUUGGCAGGCUUUGACUCCAUCCGAAAGCCUGGACAUCAUCAGGAAAAGAGAUGCUUGCAUUCGUUCUUUCAACCUGUACUACAAUGGUGGAAGCUAUGCCAUCGACUUGGAAGCCAUGACCCGGACAGACAGGGAAAAGGGUCGAGUCCGAUCGAUACGCUUCACUCUCGUGGAAACAAUGCAGGAAUCAGGUAUGUGGGAUCUGGACAAAUGUAAAGAGAGUUUCUGCCACAUGGCUACCGCGGUUGAAGAUUCCCAGCAAAUCCUUACCGAAGACGACCUAUUGCGUAGUUGGCCAGGGGCGGUUGUGGACGACGAGUUGUUGAGUGAAACCGUUCGUGAAGUCAUGCGGUCGGCUUCCUUGCGACACCACCCAGGCAUCUGCAAAGAGGAAUGGCUGCACUAUUGGGCACUCCAAAUGGAGGAGCCUUCCUCGUCCUUAGUUGCGGAGUUGAAUGACCGCUUGCGUGUGGCCAUACAAUAUGAUCCGAAGGUUCUGGAAAGAAUGCAAGCAAUAUUCGAAGCUUUUGGAGCGGUGGUACCUGGUGCCACCAAUCGUUUGGUGCUGCCACUGGAUGGUUUGAUAGAGGCAUGCCAUGCUAUGGAAGAGUUCCCUGACCAAGUGAUGGAGAAGUAUUGGGCGCAGGACAUCUUGCGCCGGCACGCGCAAGGUCAGCUGGCCUUAGAAGAGGACGAUGAGUUGACCUACCACGAUUUCUUAAGCGUCAUGUUGGGCCGCAGAAGGCAAAAAGUGUAUUUGUUGAUGUACGACAUCACGGAUGGUAGGGCGCACUCUUGGUUGUGGCUUUUGGGGCCACAGUUCCGUGCCUUCUGGCACACUGGCGUCAUGGUCGAGUUUGCCGAGAAGCCUUCCGAGUUUUGGUAUGGGGGGAAGGUGUUCUGUUCAACUCCAUGUACCACGCCCUUUGGUCAGCCAAUCGAAAAGCGCUUCAUGGGUCACACAUACAAGAGCCGGGAGGAGGUGAUCCAUCACAUUGGAAUUGACCUAGCACAUGAAUUCCACAAGAACGCUUAUGAUGCCUUGACUCACAAUUGCAAUCAUUUUAGCGACAAGCUAAUGAUGUAUUUGACCAACGAGCACUUACCGGAAGAGAUUCUCAAGCAGCCGGAGCUUGUCCUGAAUUCGCCCGCCGUUCAGCUCGCACGACCUUUCCUGAACAGGUGGCUCGGCGAAUUCCAUGCGAAGGGCGAAGUCGCAAACGAACAACCUGUGGAGGUGAUCCAGGCAGAUCUGGGGCCGUCGGCCCUGGUCUCUUUCAGCCGCCGCGAGGGUGGCCUUGGCUUGAUCGGUAGGGUGGAGUCUUUUCGCGGCGGCGACCAAUGCGUGAUUACCAGCCUCGACUUCUGGCGACGCUGUGCCGUCGAGCGUUGCCUGCCCAAAGCUCGGAUCGGGCAGAUAUUGGACCGUGGCCUUCAGAGGGCUCGUUCCAUCCCAGACAUCAACGAGAUGCUUAUGAAUUCAGCCAGAGGCUCCGAUGGAAGGAGCUGCUGUUGGCUUCCCAACCUGCUGGCCCGCUAUGUGACUUCCAAAGAGAAGCCGUUCGCGCCAACAUCUCCGAGCAACGGAAAAGUGGCCGCGGAGCGGCUGCCCGCUGCCGCUCUUGGGCCUUCCAAAGGAAGCCUUCCGCGCAGAUCCAGCUGCGGUCCGCACCCGGUCACGAGAUCGACGUUGGAAACUUGCUGCUUCGCUUCUGAGGCUGUAUAUGAAGGUUUCGGGAAGCUUUCGACAUGGGGUCCAACACAUCAUGUUUUUGUUGGAGCGCUUGGAGGCGUCAACCGGGAUUUCGCCGUGAAGCUCAAAGCAGUCAAGCAGCUGUCGCCAAAUCAGGCAGGAGGCAAGUCAUCGUGGCGAGAGGCUUUUGAGGUGGACAAGACAACCGUUCAAGUCGUUGUUGGUGGAGCGGCUUGUUUGUUGUCUGCAGCAGCUCUCAAGCAGUACUUCUUCCACCAGUGCCAGCCCAAGGGAUGCACCGUGCUCACCAGACCGGGGCUGCUGGGAUGCCUUCCAGAUAUGUGGAAGAACUUCAGCCAGAACACAACCCACAGCAAUUUGGCCCAGUAUCACGAGACAGAUGGUGACACGCUUUACCUUCACUGCGGUGUACUGCAAUACUUCAUGCGACCCUUGGUUAUUACCAGAGAUCCUCGCAAUGUUGAGCACAUGCUCAAGACAAACUUUGACAAUUUCCCGAAGGGUGAAGCGUUCCAUGAUUCUGUGCAUGAGUUGUUGGGAGACGGCAUAUUCAAUGCAGAUGGCGACCUUUGGUACAAACAGAGGAAGACGGCAUCGCAGAUGUUUACUGCAACCAGAUUCAAAAAUCACAUUUGGCGAGUUCUGCAGAGGAACUGCCAGAAGGUAUUGGAGAUAUUGUCGAACAACCCAGAACCGGUGGUUGACCUUUUCAACUUGCUGAACCGCUUCACACUGGACUCAAUCGGAGAGAUCGGAUUUGGAACUUCCAUCGGGUCGUUGGAGAAUCCUGUGUCACCGUUUCUGCGCUCGUUUGAUGAGGCGCAGAGGAUUGUGUUCAGGCGAUUCGUGCUGCCAGGUUGGCGCCUUUUUCAGUUCUUCGCCGUUGGCUCCGAAAGAGACAGCCGAUUCCACAUGCGAAGCCUGAGAGAAUACAGCAAAGGCAUCGUGGAGCAGCUGUCCCGGUCGCUGGAUACCGAAGCCGGGGACAGUUUCGUGGGCCUUUUUAUGAAAAGCGAACCCAACUCGUCACCGGAUUUUCUGGUGGACUUGGUGUUGAACUUCCUCAUCGCCGGCCGGGAUACAACAGCUCAGGGCAUGUCUUGGUGCCUCUUCCUUCUCGCGCAGCAUCCCGAAGUGGAAGAGAAGAUUCUCAAGGAGCUCCAGGCCGUUUGUGGAGAAGGUGCGCUUGUCUACGAUCACCUCCGUGACUUGAAAUACCUUGAGGCAGUCUUGAAGGAGUCCCUGCGCCUUUAUCCUUCCGUGCCUCUCGACUCAAAGACCACACUACAGUCGGACACACUGCCCGAUGGCACAUUUGUUCCACGAGGGACACUUCUGGUCUACAAUUCCUAUGCAAUGGGCCGGUCCCGGGCGAUUUGGGGCUCGGAUGCAGCUGCCUUUCGGCCAGAGCGUUGGCUCAAUGAAGACUCGAAAACCCCGUACGAAAAUCCAGUGUUCCAUGCCGGACCGCGUGAGUGCCUCGGCAAGCGCCUGGCGAUUGUCGAGAUGAAAACCAUGAUUGCCUCACUUCUGAAGCAUGCCAGCCUACGGUUGGCUGUGCCCCCGGAGAACAUCCGGCCAGACUCCGCGGCAACCCUUGGCAUGUCCUCUGGCUUGCAGUGCUAUGUCCACUUACGACAUGCAUCUAAAACAAUAUAA